This is a messenger RNA of Paramecium octaurelia, 636 nucleotides long. The record is from the annotation of a GenBank genome assembly. Lineage: Eukaryota; Ciliophora; Oligohymenophorea; Peniculida; Parameciidae.
AUGCAAGAUAAGAGGGACAUUGCUAUUGAAAUGGAAAUGAUGAUAGAAAGCACGGAACAUUUAACUAAUUUAAAGGGGGAUUCACAUAAGGAUUAAAUAACUGAUUUGGACGGGGAGAACUAAAGCAUGAAUCGAAAAGCGAGUUAGAUGGACUUGGAGUUCUAGAAGCUUUUGUGUUCAUUGAUCGAGUCUAAAUUAAGUGAGAAUACAAUUUCAUAAGUAAAUGCUUCUAUCUAUUCGUAGGUUCUUGACUUGUUAAAAAGAUUAACUGGUUCUCUGAUAAUGGAGAUUCCCAAAGGACCUUAGAUUGUUUAAAGCCUUUACUUAAUCAUAUUAGUAAGAAAAUCAACAAUCAAAAGAAAUUUUCCCUUCUGUCCAUUGUCGAGAGUGAUGGCGAGGUUAAAAAAGUUAAUAAAGAGAGUGAAUAAGUUGUUGUUGAGGAGGUUGAAUUGGUUUGAAAAAUCGAAGGGUAUCGAAAUAAAAAAGGAAUCAGCAUUUCAUUUGUACAAAUCUGAAUGCAGGAGAACGGAUGAUCAACCUGAGUCGUUGACAAGGCAGCUAUCGUUUGAAUAAUACAAGGAACCUAUCUAUAGACAAAUCACAAUAAUAUAGGGAUCAGGAUUAAUCAAAAUAUGA